Salvia miltiorrhiza (redroot sage) is the source of this 906-nucleotide messenger RNA. RefSeq lists its product as uncharacterized. The transcript has 2 exons. The record is from RefSeq and is a predicted model, not a curated record. Bases 1 to 906 code for a protein of 301 amino acids. Lineage: Eukaryota; Viridiplantae; Streptophyta; Magnoliopsida; Lamiales; Lamiaceae.
AUGCGAAAAGAGUUAUUCACUCGCAUAGUGAAUGCUUUGGAAGCCCACAACACAUGGUUUCAACAAAGACCCGAUGCCACAGGGAAGAAGGGUUUCACGCCACUACAAAAAUGCACGAAUGCGAUUAGACAGUUGGCAUAUGGUGGCCCACCUGAUCACUACGAUGAGUACCUGCGGAUUUCUGAAACAACAGGGUACGAGUGCUUGCGCCACUUCUGCCGAGGUGUUAUUGAGGUUUUCGGUGGACACUACUUGAGGCGGCCAACCGUUGAUGACUAUCAGCGCUUGAUGGAGAUGCACGAGCAGAGGCCUGGCUUUCCUGGAAUGCUCGGGAGUCUUGAUUGGUCCAACAAUGAUAUAAACGUGCUUAAUCAGUCUACACUAUUCAACGACGUUCUACAAGGGCAAACGCCUUCCAUCCCAUUCACAGUAAAUGGCACGCAAUAUGCCCAUGGAUACUACUUAACAGACGGUAUAUAUCCUGAGUGGGCAACUUUUGUCAAGAGCUUCCAACAUCCUCAAGAUCCAAAAAGAAGGAAGUUCAAGGAAAUGCAAGAAGCUGCGAGGAAGGAUGUAGAACGUGCAUUUGGGGUUCUCCAAGCUCGUUGGGCAAUGAUUAGAGGUCCGAGUCGCCUCUGGUAUAAAGAAAAUAUCACUGACAUUAUGUAUGCUUGCAUUAUUUUACAUAAUAUGAUAAUUGAAGAUGAAGGGGAAAUGGCAAGCCAAUGGGUUGAAGACGAACCAAGCACGUCGAGCAACAAUAUUGCAGGGGAAAUAAAUCAUGGUUCGGUAGGAGGAUUCAACGAGUACCUCAGAAGGGGUGCUAGAGUACGUGACAAAACAAUACAUCAACAACAUCGAUCCGAUCUGGUUGAGCACGUGUGGGCGCGAUUCGGCGAUGAUUAG